UGCCAAUGAACGGAAACGACGGAGACUCGUUCCCGGGAAACUGGCAACCCUCGUGACGUCACUCUGACGUCCUACGACUCAAAAAUCAUGGCGGACGAAGUGGAGCAGCAACCGAGCACCAAUACAGUAGAAGAGCCACUUGACCUGAUCCGACUCAGUUUGGACGAGAGGAUCUACGUCAAGAUGAGGAACGACCGAGAACUGCGUGGACGACUACAUGCAUACGAUCAGCAUCUUAACAUGAUCCUGGGAGAUGUGGAGGAGACUGUGACCACGGUGGAGAUUGACGAAGAGACCUAUGAAGAACUAUACAAGUCAACCAAGAGGAACAUUCCCAUGCUGUUCGUCAGAGGUGAUGGCGUCGUCCUUGUAGCCCCGCCCCUACGGGUGGGCUGAGUACUGGUGGCUUAAAAAAAAAAUCUAGUGUUUUUUGCUUUUUAUUUUGUUAUUUUUUUGAAAUUGUGCGAUUUGAAAUUUUGUAUUAUGUAUUUGUUUUGUGGUCACCAAACAAAUUGCGAAUCGCUACUUUAAGUUGUUGCUAAGAUGUGAUCAUAUAAAAAUCAGUCGUUUGAUUACAAAAACAAUGCCUGGUGUUCUUAUUAACAGUACCAAUGACGUCCAAUCAGGCAAAAUGGAUUGGAAGUGUAUCAUUGUCAAUGAGUUAGGUAAAAUUUGGCUGCCAUUGACUGUGAUAGAUGUCCAAUACAUUUGGACUGGAAGGGACGAAUGAACAUCCGCCCAGUCCAAAUGUAUUGGACGUUUAGGGCCGUCAGUGGCACUGAAACAUGAGCAUUUACUCCAAAUCCUUCGAGUUUAAAUGAAUUGGACGUCUAUUAUAAUCAAAGGGAGGCAAUGAGUUAACUGAUGACUGCAACGUAGUAGCAUUACACACUGUGGUUUUGCUGUUGGACCACUAGGUGGCGCAACAUUCUCUCUUAACCCCGUGUGUAAUGUAUUACUAUGGAUGACCAGUUUAAUACAUAAUUAAUAGUGUCAAAAAGUGUUAUUUCAGAAUUUAUUUCAAUAUUUGCUUCAAUUCAUUUCAAUUUUAAUAUGUUUGAAUUUCAUUUUAUUUGAUUUCAAAUUUUUAUGUCAACACUAAACAUACUUUAAAUACAUCACAUUAAAAUAGUAAAAACUGCAAUAAGUAUAUGAAUACACUGAAUCAAUGACAUUUGAAAUGUAUACUAAAACACCUAACAGCAUUCAAUUAUCUGUGCAUUUAUUAAAUUAUGGUUCUUCAGUUUU
Corythoichthys intestinalis (scribbled pipefish) is the source of this 1248-nucleotide messenger RNA. It is a transcript of the gene lsm3, whose product is annotated as LSM3 homolog, U6 small nuclear RNA and mRNA degradation associated. Lineage: Eukaryota; Metazoa; Chordata; Actinopteri; Syngnathiformes; Syngnathidae. Gene Ontology annotation, cellular component: U4/U6 x U5 tri-snRNP complex; catalytic step 2 spliceosome; Lsm1-7-Pat1 complex. The transcript is spliced from 4 exons. Gene Ontology annotation, molecular function: RNA binding. Bases 88 to 396 code for a protein of 102 amino acids. The record is from RefSeq and is a predicted model, not a curated record. Gene Ontology annotation, biological process: P-body assembly; mRNA splicing, via spliceosome.